Knipowitschia caucasica is the source of this 1278-nucleotide messenger RNA. The record is from the annotation of a GenBank genome assembly. Lineage: Eukaryota; Metazoa; Chordata; Actinopteri; Gobiiformes; Gobiidae.
AUGUUCCACUCGGUCCCCUAUACGUCCCGUCUGCAGAGGAGCCGCUUUCAUGUUUGCCACUCGACAUAUGUCCUGACGACACUACUGGGACGCCCUGAUUACAGCCUGCUGCAGAGGUAUGGCACUCUGAUGACAGGUUGUGAGCGCUCGUUCGGAGGUUUGUUUGGUCCAGCGCUGACGGCCGCACUCACCACCGCGGGUUCAGUCCUGGGACACUUCCCUCUCCUCCAAAUAAAACGUCCGGAGCUGGAGACCGUCCCAGCAGUGUACGGCCCGCCCCCGGCCCCGUCUGAUGAUGUCACAGCUUGGAAACGCUGUCACCAUCAGGGGGGAGGAGAGGGGGGAGACCGGCCCAGUGUGGAAGAGAGGCAGAGGAGAGGGGGAGACCGGCCCAGUGUGGAAGAGAGGCAGAGGAGAGGGGGAGACCGGCCCAGUGUGGAAGAGAGGCAGAGGAGAGGGGAGACCGGCCCAGUGUGGAAGAGAGGCAGAGGAGAAGGGGGAGACCGGCCCAGUGUGGAAGAGAGGCAGAGGAGAGGGGGAGACCGGCCCAGUGUGGAAGAGAGGCAGAGGAGAGGGGGAGACCGGCCCAGUGUGGGAGAGAGGCAGAGGAGAGGGGGAGACCGGCCCAGUGUGGGAGAGAGGCAGAGGAGAGGGGGAGACCGGCCCAGUGUGGGAGAGAGGCAGAGGAGAGGGGGAGACCGGCCCAGUGUGGGAGAGAGGCAGAGGAGAGGGGGAGACCGGCCCAGUGUGGGAGAGAGGCAGAGGAGAGGGGGAGACCGGCCCAGCUUCCCCUCGCCUCGUGAAGACCCAGCAUGUGUGUCCUGUACGAGGCACGGGGCUCUAGACUGCACGGCCCUCACAGAUGCACUGGAGAAGAACCAAGACGGACUGUUCUCAAGAUCACCUGUCACUGAGGACACCACUCCAGAGGGGACAAAGGACCCUGACGAGACCGAACAAAACAUCUCCACAAAGAGGAGAGCACAGGGAGAGCACAGAGGGAGCACAGGGCCAGAGGCUGAAGUGGACGGACUCUUAAACAGUCGCCGCGUCAUUCAGUCACUGCCUGAAGCUGAGGGGGACAGAGCCGGAGCAGAGGGGCGUGGGACAGGGGGUCAGGGGUGUGAGAGUGGGUGCAGAGGUGUCCCGGGACAGAAGGACGGGGUCACAUGGUGCAGCGAGCCCCGGGCACAGGACCAGGCUCCUGGGUGGGCCCCGGGACUGGGACUGGGACUGAGGCACAGACUGGCCAAAUGGUGUCGAUGUGUGCGGCUUUGA